CGCCGUUGGCGUAACCGGGCGUCGGGAGCGCUGGCCUCCGCGACGCAGUUAGCGCAGUCGGCUUUGGUGAAUACACGAUUUGGUGCAGCCGGGGUUUGGUACCGAGCGGAGAGGAGAUGCACACGGCACUCGAGUGUGAGGAAAAAUAGAAAUGAAGGUACAUAUGCACACAAAAUUUUGCCUCAUUUGUUUGCUGACAUUUAUCUUCCAUCACUGCAACCACUGCCAUGCAGAACAUGACGAAGGACCCGAGGAGCUUCACAAACACCAUUGUGGAACGACAGAAUUGGAGCCAAAUAAAUUUUCAGUGCAGGAUGCUGAAAAUGAAAAAAAUUACUAUAUUGAAAAACUUUUUGACCGCUAUGGCGAAAAUGGAAGAUUAUCAUUUUUUGGUCUGGAGAAACUUUUGACAAACUUGGGCCUCGGAGAGAUAAAAGUAGUUGAGAUUAAUCAUGAUGAUCUUGGCCAUGAUCAUGUUUCUCACUUAGAUAUUUUGGCAGUUCAAGAGGGAAAGCAUUUUCAUUCACAUAACCACCAGCAUUCCCAUAAUCAUUUAAAUCCAGAAAAUCAAACUGUGACCAGUAUACCAACGAAAAGAAACCAUAAAUGUGAUCCAGAGAAAGAGACAGUUGAAAUCCCUGUAAAAUCUGAUGAUAAACAUGUGCAUGACCAUAAUCAUCGCUUACAUCAUCACCAUCGUGUCCAUCAUCACUCUGACCAUAAUGCCACUCGCCAUGUUCACAAUGAUUCUGUUACUCACAGUGAGCGUGGGGAGCCUAGUCAUGGACCUUCAACAGAGACCAAUAAAACCCAGGAACAAUCUGAAGUUAAGCCACUGAAAGGAAGGAGAAAGAAAAAGGUGAAGAAAAGUAAUGAGAACUCUGAGGUCAUUACUCCGGGUUUGCUCCCUAACCAUGAUCAGGGUGAACAGUAUGAACACAAUCGGGUCCACAAGCCUGAUCGUGUACAUAACCCAGGUCAUCCUCAUGUACAUCCUCCAGAACAUAGUGGUCAUGAUCCUGGUCACGGACACCAAGAGCUUGAUCCUGAUAAUGGUGAACUUCGACAUACUAGAAAGCGAGAAGCACCACAUGUUAAAAAAAGUGCAAUUUAUUCAGCUGCUAAUCACAAAGAUCACAAUGAAGAUGACCAUCCACACGAAUGUUUGAACGUCACUCAGUUGUUAAAAUACUAUGGCCAUGGUGCCAGUGCUCCCAUCUCACCUGACCUAUUUACAUACCUUUGCCCUGCAUUGCUCUAUCAGAUCGACAGCAGGCUUUGUAUUGAGCAUUUUGACAAACUUUUAGUUGAAGAUAUAAAUAAGGAUAAAAAUCUGGUUCCUGAAGAUAAGGCAAAUGUAGGGGCAUCAGCAUGGAUUUGUGGUAUCAUUUCUAUCACUGUCAUUAGCCUGCUUUCCUUGCUGGGUGUGAUUUUGGUUCCCAUCAUUAACCAAGGAUGCUUCAAAUUCCUUCUCACAUUCCUUGUUGCGUUAGCUGUAGGAACAAUGAGUGGAGAUGCCCUUCUUCAUCUACUGCCCCAUUCACAGGGUGGACACGAUCACAGUCACCAGCACGCACAUGGACACGGACAUUCUCAUGGGCAUGAACCCAAGAAGUUUCUGGAAGAAUAUGAUGCUGUGUUGAAAGGACUUGUUGCCCUUGGAGGCAUUUACUUGUUGUUUAUAAUUGAACACUGCAUCCGAAUGUUUAAACACUAUAAACAACAAAGAGGAAAACAGAAAUGGUUUAUGAAGCAGAGCACAGAAGAGUCAACUAUUGGAAGAAAGCUUUCGGAUCAUAAGUUAAACAACACCCCAGAUGCUGACUGGCUUCAACUCAAACCUCUUGCUGGAACUGAUGAUUCUGUUGUUUCUGAAGAUCGACUUAAUGAAACUGAAAUGACAGACUUAGAAGGCCAACAAGAAUCUCCUCCUAAAAAUUACCUUUGUAUAGAAGAGGAGAAAAUAAUGGACCAUUCUCACAGCGAUGGCUUACACGCCAUUCACGAGCAUGAUCUCCAUGUUACUGCACAUAACCACCACGAUGAGAAUAAAACUGUGCUGAGGAAACAUAACCACCAGUGGCACCACAAGCACUCUCAUCAUUCUCAUGGUCCCUGUCAUUCUGGAUCAGAUCUGAAAGAGACAGGAAUAGCUAAUAUAGCCUGGAUGGUAAUCAUGGGGGAUGGCAUUCACAACUUCAGUGAUGGACUAGCAAUUGGAGCGGCAUUUAGUGCUGGACUGACAGGAGGGAUCAGUACUUCUAUAGCUGUCUUCUGUCAUGAGCUGCCACAUGAAUUAGGCGAUUUUGCAGUUCUUCUGAAAGCAGGCAUGACUGUAAAGCAAGCUAUUGUCUACAACCUCCUCUCUGCCAUGAUGGCGUACAUAGGCAUGCUCAUAGGCACAGCUGUUGGCCAGUAUGCCAAUAACAUCACCCUGUGGAUCUUUGCAAUCACGGCAGGCAUGUUCCUCUAUGUAGCCUUAGUGGAUAUGCUUCCAGAAAUGUUGCAUGGUGAUGGUGACAAUGAAGAACAUGGCUUUUGUCCAGUGGGGCAGUUCAUUCUUCAGAACUUGGGAUUGCUGUUUGGGUUUGCCAUCAUGCUGGUGAUUGCCCUCUAUGAAGACAAGAUUGUGUUUGACAUCCAGUUUUAACCAUUCCCAGUAAUCGCUGUUGGUUACGACCAUGUUACCCUGCAGCUUUGCAUCUGUUCUUGUACUGUAUGCACAAUGCUCAAAGAAAAGUCAGUGGCUUGCACUACUUACAAGUCCUAUAGAUUUGAGCCUAAAAGCAAAAGACUGGUGCUCAGUACUGUUUUCCCUGCAUGAAGGGGUUUCACAAAAACAUAGUUUGUGAUAAAGAUAGGAGAAAAGGACUCCAGGAACCAAUGUUGAUUUAAGUUUGAUUAAGACUUUUUAAAAAAUAAUCAUAUAAAACACUAGUCUCUUUAUUAGUUGAAACUUCUGUGACUAUGCAGAAAUAGAAAUCGAACCAAAAAAAUCACUUAAAUUUUAAAAAUACUUUAAAUGGACUUUGAGCAGACUUUCUUUGUGCUAAGUAUGAACUGUAGUGCCCUUCGAUUCAGCUACAUAUAAAUGUAUGGGGUAAUAGGGAUCAACUCCACACAACGUUGAAACCGCAUAAAGUAGACUGUAGGAACUAGAGGAAAGCCCAGGCUGCAUUAGAGUAUGAAUUUAGCAUUGGGAAAAGCCCUUAUUCUUGAAUCUAGAGUUACUAUUUUUGUAUAUAUUUGCAUAGUGUUUAAACUUGCAGCCUAAACUACUGAAAAUUGUGAUUGUAUGUUUGUGUGAGCUUCAGUUUAAUGAAAGAUUCAUAACAGUUCUUUGUAUUAUUAUAAUACUUGGUGUUUGGGGGUGGUAUUUUUCUUUUUUUUAACUUUAAUUUUGUUUUUGUUUUGGGGUUUUUUUGUGGAGGAAGGUGGGGUCAAGAGCAUGUGGUCAGAUGCUUUUUCCUUAAAACUAUAACUCUGGAAAAUAUCAAAGAAAUGAACCCAAACAUAAUACUCAAUUUUUGAAUUUUAAGGACUACCAAAAUGAAAUUCUGAAUAUUCACAUCAUUCCCUAGUUUGGCAUUGGAACCAAAAGCACAUGCUAUGACUGGCAGUUAAUGUUGGAAGGCAGAAAAUCCAAGUUUAUCAUAUCUAAUCUGUAUAUGAAGUGUGAAACAGUUACAGGAUAAAAACUUGGUUGAUACCAUGGCUGUCAUGGUACCAAGCAAAUGAUGAAGCUGAAAUCACCAUCAUUUUGUGCCAAGAUAUAUACUGUUUGUGCCUAAUAGAUAUUGGUUUCCUAUGUAGGUGCCCUAUUCUUCUACAUAAUCAUAAAUGAUUUGUGAGAAGUGCAAGCCAUGUUUUUCCUGAAGUUUUUACUCAGUAGUUUGUAGUACUAGUCAUAUGCAUGUUGCUUUCUGUUUACAUCUUGUGCCACACGGUCCUCAUUUAGGCCAGGUAAACUGUAUUUGAACUAUGUGCAGCUAGCUUUUUCAAUUUGCUUGGCAUCCUGUGUAGCUCUUUUUAAAACCUUACAAUUCAAAAAUCUAAGAGCCAAACUCUUUCCAUUCCAUAUUACAUGUUUUCAUUUAUUCCUUCUCCUUUUCCCAGAAUUCCUUUACUCUUUAUAUGGACUUUUUUUUUAAACAGAACUUUAAGAGCAGCACAUGUAUCCAGGUAUUAGUAGGUUAUGGUCAGUGUUUCUUCUUUAUGCUGUUAGCAAGGUUGCUUAGGUUUUGUUACAUCUUUAAUUUAUGCUUGAAUUUGAAAAAUUGUUUUUGGCUUUCUCCAUGGCCUCCUUGUACUCAGUAGGAAUUCUGUACACAGUGUGUUUUCGGCAUUGGACGCUGAAUUAGGACAGUCCUCAUCUCAUUGCUUGGCCGUUCAAGCAACCUAGCUAAAAGGUGCUGACGUUUUAUUUAGUACUGCCAACUUUAAGUGAUACAAGUAUCUUGCUUUCUGAACCAAGAUGCAUUUAUAGUUAUUUUGGGGGUUUUACACCCAUGGAGGAUUGUGCAUCCCAUCAUUAAAUCUACUUCAUUUAAAGAGCAACAGCUGGAAUAUACUCCCAUUAUUAAAAUAAAUGCCUCAUUUCAAGCAGAUCGGUUAUGCUAAAGUUUUAUAUGCUCUAAAGAGUGGUAUUAUCUUCAUUUGCUAGAUUAUUUUUUAACCUUUUAGGAGGGCUGUAACAGUUGCUGCUAGUAUUUUGAUAGGGUUCCACCAGUAUUUAGUUUUCACAUCAUUCUAAUGUACAGUUUCAAGUCUUACUAGACAAUCUUAAUUCCACUACAUUUCUGUUUGGCUCCAACAUUCCGUUUAGCUUGACCAGUCUAAUUUUAAUCUGUGUUUGUUGGAGGUCAUUAAUGUUACUUGUACAAUGCUGUCACUGUGUGACAUCCAGAUGAAUUUUGGUGUAUAUCACAUUGCAGUCAAUCAGCUGUGAUUAUGCUUAGAAAUACUAUAGUAACUAGAUGCAGUGUGAAUUCUUUCCAUUAACAGUGAGUCAGUGGCUUAAAUGUGAUUAUGGUCCUGCAAGGUGAUACUUGCUAAAAUAUCUAAACUUUUUUUUGUUGUAACUGAAUCAUUUUUUAAAAGAAAAUUAUAAAGCUGGAAAUGAUAAAAUGCUGUUUUUUUUUCAUUGUCAACAGUGGUGUGUCAUUUUAUGUGUGUUCCUAAUGCUUAUGGAACUCUCCCAAAAUAAAGUUACUCAAAAAGA
Messenger RNA from Dipodomys spectabilis (banner-tailed kangaroo rat), 5221 nucleotides. RefSeq names its product solute carrier family 39 member 10 (gene Slc39a10). Gene Ontology annotation, molecular function: zinc ion transmembrane transporter activity. The record is from RefSeq and is a predicted model, not a curated record. Gene Ontology annotation, cellular component: membrane. The coding region runs from base 152 to 2650 and encodes 832 amino acids. The transcript is spliced from 10 exons. Gene Ontology annotation, biological process: intracellular zinc ion homeostasis; zinc ion import across plasma membrane; positive regulation of B cell receptor signaling pathway. NCBI's taxonomy places the organism in Eukaryota, Metazoa, Chordata, Mammalia, Rodentia, Heteromyidae.